AUGGCGACGCUGACUCAAACCUCCGUGCCGGACAGGUUCCAGUCACAUGUCGCAUUCGACAAUCUGCCGCUGGGCGAGGCGACUAAGAACAACACGCUCUCGCUGACGCUGGAUGUGCGACACAAGGGUUAUCAGGCGCAACGACGAUCGCGUACGUUCAUGGUAGGCGUCGACGAACAUGCCUAUUCCGAUUAUGCAUUGCAAUGGCUGCUCGACGAGCUUGUCGACGACGGAGACGAAGUUGUGUGCGUGCGCGUGAUCGAAAAGGAGCUCCGAGCGACCGAUACCAACAAGGCCUACCAGGAUGAGGCGCAAAGGGUUAUGGACAGCAUAGUCAAGCGGAAUGGCCUGAAUCGCGCCAUCAAAAUCGUGCUGGAGUAUGCGAGCGGCAAGCUGCAUGCGACAUUUCAGCGACUGAUCCAAAUCCAUCAACCUGCUAUGCUCAUUGUAGGGACGAGAGGCAGGUCGCUGGGCGGUCUGCAGGGACUGGUCAACACGCGCAACUCCUUCUCCAAAUACUGUUUGCAGUAUUCACCCGUUCCUGUCGUCGUCGUCCGACCAACAGAGAAGCGGGAGAAGAAGAAAAGUAAGAGGAAGAACGACUCCGAACGCCAAACGUACGUGCGGAUGCUGUCGGCGACAGGGGGAAGCAUGAGGCCGAUAGCGAGAGGAGCAGCAUGUACAAUGUGGAGGUUCACAACACUGCAGACGAAGAGGCCCACCAAGUGGCCAAGGCGCUGGGUCUGCCGGCAGCCUUUGACCCGACCAUUAAGCCGGUGGACUUGA
Molecule: messenger RNA, 786 nt
Organism: Colletotrichum spaethianum
Lineage: Eukaryota; Fungi; Ascomycota; Sordariomycetes; Glomerellales; Glomerellaceae
Product: unsaturated chondroitin disaccharide hydrolase
Exons: 2
Coding region: 1-786 (261 amino acids)
Source: RefSeq, a predicted model, not a curated record